UUUCCACUCACUUUCCAUCUAUCGUUCUGAAUCAAGUUGCACAUUUUGUUUGCAGGGUUUCCCAAACAUUCGAGGACUCCUCUUCCUCUUCCUCUCAAGUUCAAAUUUUGAUAAACCCAUCUCGCAGUAAUAGCCAUUACAAUUCGCGUAUUGAAGUUCAAAAUGCUUCCUCAGCGAAUGAAGAAAGCUGUUACCGAUAACCCUAAAAAACUCGCAAACUUGAUUGAUCUCGUUAACCUUCCUUCCACUCUCAGAGACUUCGUCGGUCAAUCUCAGACUUCUCGAUUAACCUGUUUCAUGCGCGUUUGGUCCUACAUCAAAACCAACAAUCUUCAGGAUCCAAAUAACAAAAACGUGGUAAACUGUGAUGAGAAAUUAAAAGGUAUUCUACUUGGGAAACCUCAAGUUGAGUUAGCAGAACUUCCAACACUUAUCAAGCUACAUUUUCCGAAAGAGCCCAAGUGAUGAUGCAUGUAAUACGAAUCAAGAUGUAUGUCUUAUAGGAAAUGGAGAACAUGCAUACUCUUCCUCAUGAUGAGUCUCUCAAUUGUUUCCGGCAUUUCUUCCCCCCCAUAGAUUCCGCACCAACAUUAGUAUAGGAACCUAGCAGUAGAAACACCAAAUUGGCAGUUUUCUUUGUUGUGUAUGAAUGUAUUAGAUUAAUCUUAUCACAUGUGAUCCAAUUUAAAAAUGUCCUGUUUCGCUGCAUGCUUUUGCAACUACUUAUGUUGUUUUGAAGAAA
Molecule: messenger RNA, 742 nt
Organism: Vicia villosa (hairy vetch)
Lineage: Eukaryota; Viridiplantae; Streptophyta; Magnoliopsida; Fabales; Fabaceae
Product: upstream activation factor subunit UAF30-like
Exons: 2
Coding region: 163-465 (100 amino acids)
Cellular component (GO): nucleus
Source: RefSeq, a predicted model, not a curated record